ACACCUGGGAGACGUUCGGCUUUCCGUUUUCUUCUGCUGUAGUCUUGUCGUACAAUAAUGUUUUACCAUUAAUUUUCUAAUUCUUAUAUGAAUUAGAAACAUUUUCAUAUGAAUACGAAUUGGCCAUAAACUCUCGACACCCCAAAUCAAUCGGUGUUACUAAAGGAUCCGAAAACGACAAAAAGGCUUCACAGAUCGUUCGGACUCGAGAAGCCGGUUUCUGGGCGGCCCGGAAAAGGGAAGGGGGUGGGACAGCGUUGCGCUUUGUGGGGCUUCGCCGGAGCACGCAUGCGUAGUACAGGGUCUCAUUCAACAGCCGUUGCACGCUGGCCGGUUCAGCAUGGAGAGGAAAGUGCUUGCGAUCCAGGCACGAAAGAAAAGGACGAAGACGAAGAAAACCAGCAAGAAGCCAGAGCCCCAUUCUAGGGGCACCUCCCAGCAGGCAGAGUCCCCGCUCCAAGAGAAUGAUGAGGAGAUACUGGGGUCUGAUGACGAGGAACAAGAGGACCCCAAUGACUACUGCAAGGGGGGCUAUCACCACGUGAAGAUCGGCGACCUCUUUAAUGGACGCUACCAUGUGAUCCGCAAGUUGGGCUGGGGACACUUCUCCACUGUGUGGCUGGCCUGGGACAUCCAGGGGAAGCGGUUUGUUGCCAUGAAGGUGGUGAAGAGUGCAGAGCACUACACUGAGACGGCCCUGGAUGAGAUCAAGCUACUGCGAUCGGUUCGGAACACAGAUCCUACUGACCCCAACAAGGAGAUGGUGGUGCAGCUGCUAGAUGAUUUCAAAAUCUCUGGUGUGAACGGCACUCAUGUGUGUAUGGUGUUUGAGGUCCUGGGCCAUCAUCUGCUCAAGUGGAUAAUAAAAUCCAACUACCGGGGGCUCCCCCUGCCUUGUGUGAAGAGCAUUAUCCGUCAGGUGCUGCAAGGCCUCGACUACCUGCACUCAAAAUGUAAAAUAAUUCACACUGACAUCAAGCCAGAGAACAUCUUGCUGAGCGUGGAUGAGCUGUACGUUCGGAAGCUUGCAGCCGAGGCCACCGAAUGGCAACGGAAUGGAGCGCCCCCCCCCUCGGGAUCUGCCGUGAGCACAGCCCCGGCACCAAAACACGGCGCCAAGAUGUCCAAGAACAAGAAAAAGAAGUUGAAGAAGAAGCAGAGGCGGCACGCAGAACUGCUGGAGAAACGUAUCCUGGAGCUGGGGGACCUGGAGCGGGGACCUGAACUCGGCGAGGACGGCGAGGCGGACGAGGCGCUAACGCCCCCGAGGGCCCCCACUGCACCCCCCAAGUUGACGGCUCUGCAGGAUGUGGCCAGCAAUAGCACAGGAGGUGGCAGUAUGGAGCGACUCGGGCCAGAGAACAUCGUGGAUCUGAACUGUAACGGGCACGCUCAUCAAGUGGCUGAGGAAGACGAGGAGACCAGGAGGCUCCUUAUGAUAGAGGAGGAUCUUCGCAAUGCUAAUGGUGGCUUGGAAGGGGAGGAGCUACAACUUAACUCCGCCUACCAGGCUUGCAACAGUGCGUUGACCUAUGGCCCCGCCCACCCGGAUCUCAGCAGUGACGCUAAGCAAGCAGCAGGCGCCCUGCUGAUCAACCCUCUGGAACCCCUGAAUGCAGAGAAGAUCAAGGUCAAGAUUGCUGACCUCGGCAAUGCCUGCUGGGUGCACAAACACUUCACAGAUGACAUCCAGACGAGGCAGUACCGGGCCCUGGAGGUCCUGAUCGGGGCCGGCUAUGGCACGCCAGCUGACGUCUGGAGCACAGCUUGCAUGGCGUUCGAGCUGGCCACCGGAGACUACCUGUUCGAGCCACAUUCCGGAGAAGAUUAUUCCAGAGAUGAAGACCACAUCGCACUGAUCAUUGAGUUACUGGGGAAAAUUCCUCGCAAGCUAAUUUUGGCUGGCAGAUAUUCCAAAGAUAUCUUCACAAAGAAAGGGGACCUGAGGCACAUCACCAAACUGAAACCCUGGGGCCUCCUCGACGUCUUGGUGGACAAGUACGAGUGGCAGCACCAGGAGGCCCAGGCCUUUGUCGACUUUCUACUGCCCAUGCUGGACCUGGUGCCCGAGAAGAGGGCCACUGCCGCGGAAUGCCUCCGCCACUCCUGGAUCGCCACCUAGUGGUCAAAUCCGGAAACUACAUACUAAUGUGCGCAGUAGACUGGGCAGCACUGCACCCACUGAGGCCAGUUUUGGCAUGUUGUGUAAGGGGUGCCAGCAUGGCGUAAGGACACAGUCUAGUUUGGUCGACUCACAAUUUUUGUUUUUUUCUCUUUAAAUCCCCCUCCUCCAACACUAAAUAUUACAUUAACUGACUUCAUCCUAAGUCUCUCAUUGACAGUUUACUGCAUUUUAUCAACACCUCACUGGUUUGUCAAGGCAAGAAGAACCUGAUUUAUUUGAAGAUGUUAUUUAAACUAUUGGUAUAUACAGUAUUGGGGUGGUCGCUCCACUUUUAAAGGUAACGGACUCGUGUCACGGCUUGGUGACCCCCGGCUAUGGGACGCCCAGCCCCGUCCUGGGCACCGCUGUCACUCACUGUGUCACCGGCUCUCCCAUCAGCCUUCUUUGCUGCCUUCCGCUUACGACCUCUAAGCUUGAACUUUUAUCCUAAGUGAAGAUUCCUGCCGUGUUCUCGCAGGCACGUCAGCUGCCGACACGUGCCGAGGGCUCUGUGUGAGCUCGGUGUGAGCUGGUAUGCACACGUACCAAAGAGCUGGCCGUCUCUGUAUUACUGUGCGGGUUAUAAGUAAUACUGACGUUAUCUGAGGUCCAGCUGAAUACCAGCUGAAGUUGGGUUGUUAAGUUAAUGAAGGAAUUCCAGUAUGCCUUGGCAUGUGUCUGGUUUUAGAUGAAUUUCUCCUUGUGUUCUUAGCUUGACUGACUUUUAUUCGCUCCACGCUGUUUGCUGUGCUGGAGGCCCGGGCGGUUCCUCGUGGGGAACGUUCUCCUCGCCACCUCCUAGGGCAGCCUCUUCUCUCAGACUUGGGUUGUGCCCUUUCAGCUUUUUAUUCUCCUCCUCGGUUCUCGCUUAUCGUUUACCUUGGUGCAUUUUGGAUUGUUCACUGUUUCAGAAUUUAUAGAGGAUAUACUUUUCUGUCGAUACUAAAGAACAUUAAAGAUUUGAAGAAUGAAAUCUG
This is a messenger RNA of Paramormyrops kingsleyae, 3141 nucleotides long. RefSeq names its product SRSF protein kinase 1-like. Lineage: Eukaryota; Metazoa; Chordata; Actinopteri; Osteoglossiformes; Mormyridae. Gene Ontology annotation, biological process: intracellular signal transduction; spliceosomal complex assembly; peptidyl-serine phosphorylation. Gene Ontology annotation, molecular function: ATP binding; protein serine/threonine kinase activity. Gene Ontology annotation, cellular component: nucleus; cytoplasm. The record is from RefSeq and is a predicted model, not a curated record.